This is a messenger RNA of Wyeomyia smithii (pitcher-plant mosquito), 8992 nucleotides long. It is a transcript of the gene Sbf, whose product is annotated as myotubularin-related protein 13. The record is from RefSeq and is a predicted model, not a curated record. The transcript is spliced from 9 exons. Lineage: Eukaryota; Metazoa; Arthropoda; Insecta; Diptera; Culicidae. The coding region runs from base 558 to 6647 and encodes 2029 amino acids.
AAGCAACUUUCCUCGCCACUACAGUCGUACGCAAGCAAGGCGAGAAGAAAAGAAUUCGGUUCGCGUUUUGUGUGUGGCACAGGCCCAGUAGUGACUCUAGAUCUAUCGCGCACGUCGUAGUCCUCUUGGUGUCGUUGUCUCGCGCGUCCAAUUAAACAAUAAUCAUAGGAUUGGCUUAGAUCUGCGUCGGGAACGAUGUGUACUUCGUGUGCUGUGUAGUUGCCUCGAUCAGCAUACAAAAAUAGUGAUUAGUGUGUUAGGUCAACAUUCAGACGCUGGCUGGAGUGAUAGAGAAGAAACAGUCAGUCGAUUUGAGAAGAAACAGUCGAUUGCAGAUGCCACAGGAAGGAACAGCAGAGGGAGCGUAAAAAGUAUUAUUUAUUAGAGCAUUCAUCGUCGUCAUCUUCGGUGUAACCGGAGCAGCAGGCGUCGCAACGGUGUGAGACGGGACCGGGAAGUGCCCCCCGUCCCGUGUUGCACGUGUGCAGGCAGGAACUGCGGCAGACAGACCACACCGCACCGAAGAAGCUAAGCUGGAAUCGAAAGUAGCCCCGAAAAUGUCACGGCUAGCCGAUUACUUUGUAAUAGUGGGAUACGAUCACGAAAAAGAGCGAACCGGCACACGUAAUGGCAAAAUCAUACAACGCUUCCCAGAGAAAGACUGGCCCGAUACGCCAUUUAUCGCUGGCAUUGAAUGGUUUUGUCAACCCCAAGGCUGGUCACUAUCAACGGUUCGCCAAGAGCCACAGUUCUUCGUAUCCGUGCUUACGGAUAUCGAUGCAAACCGGCACUACUGCGCCUGCCUCUGCUUCAACGAGACAAUCGCGAUCACCCCCAGUAAGCCGAUCGACGAAGAGGAAGAGGACGACAGUCUGUCCGCCACUAGCAGAGCUUUGCUGGCCGCUAGCAGCGGCCCUCCCUCGAUCACCCAUCACAGUAUAAUGUACGCCCCGAAGUGUUUGGUGAUCGUAUCACGGCUGGAUUACAUCGAAACCUUCCGGAACUGCCUCGGCACGAUCUACACCGUGUACCUCGAGAGUCUCAAAUUUCACCUGCAUCAUCUCAUCGGAAGCAUACUGGGAUGCAUUCAGGUGCCACCGCCCGGGGGACCGCAGGUCCGUUUUUCAAUCGGUGCCGGUGACAAACAAGUCUUGCAGCCACCGCUUUCCCACACACUACCAGUGACAGGAUCCUGUGUUAGUUUGCUGUUCCAGCAGCUGGGUACGAAAAAUGUGAUGCUCCUGUUUUGCGCGGUUAUGACCGAGCAUAAAAUACUCUUCCACUCGACUAGUUACUCACGGCUGACGGACAGCUGCCGAGCACUGACUGCAUUGAUGUAUCCAUUCCGCUACAGUCACGUUUACAUUCCGAUUCUGCCGGCCUCGCUGGUGGAAGUCCUUUCCACACCGACACCGUUUAUCAUGGGUAUUCACAGUGCGAUGCAGUCAGAUGUGACGGAAGUACUCGAUGUGAUAGUGGCCGAUUUGGAUGGAGGAUCGAUUCAUAUACCGGAAUCGUUAGUGCCACCUGUGGCAAAACUGCCACGGGCUUUGUGGGAAGCAACGGAAAACGCAUUGCAGCUAGUUCUUCAUCCCGAGCUGGCACUGGCGGAUCUGGCCUUUCCACCAAAUAACAAUAAUAAUAACAACAACGGCGCAGGAUACGGGUUUCGAACGGAGCACAAGACGGAUGCCAUGCUGGACAAGGAGAUACGAGCAGUCUUCAUGCGGUUAUUUGCCCAACUGUUGCAAGGCUACCGAUCCUGUUUGACACUGAUCAGAAUCAAUCCGAAACCGAUAAUUCAAUUUCAUCGGGCAGGGUUUCUGGGAGCACGUGACUUGGUGGACUGCAAUUUCCUGUCGCGAGUGUUGGACAGUAUGUUCUUCACCGGAUUUGUCACGGAACGAGGGCCUCCAUGGCGGCCUUGCGAUGCAUGGGAUGAGCUCUACAGUUCAAUGAAUGAUUUGCUCAAACAGGAGGCGCACGAUCCUAGCCUAGUGCUGGUGCACAUCCAGGAGCUGGCGAAGCAGUUGUACAAUAACGAAAAUCCAAAUCCCCAACCGUAUCAGCAAAAGAUCUUACGACCACCGGAGGGAGCAUUCGAAAGAAUUCAUCAACCGCCAAUGCCAUUGAUUGACGCUCAGGAGGUUCAGAAUGUGAUAAACAACGGGCUGGCGGCGAACGAUUUGCAAGCUAGAUUGCAAACUAUUCGACCUACGCCAAGGAUUGUUCCGAUGGGACCCUAUCUGAAGGCAGCCCCCGAGUUGCGGCCGAUCGUAAACAACAGUGCAAGAAAGCUAGAAGUUCUGAAAACCUGCAUUAGCUGUAUUUUCGAUAAUAAAAUUACGGAAGCUAGAAAGAGUUUUCCCGCGGUUCUUCGAAUAUUGAAGCAACGGGAUGCCAGAUCAACCCUGUGCCGCGAGUUAGCUAAGAUUUCACACGGAAACAAACAGUUGGAUCAUCAGCAGUUUGACCUUGUAGUGAAGCUAAUGAAUCGCGCCUUGCAGGAUGAUUCAUCUAAGGAUGAAUAUGGGGUGGCCGCCGCUUUAUUGCCCCUUUCAACAACUUUCUGCCGAAAGUUGUGCACAGGAGUGAUUCAAUUUGCCUACACCUGUAUUCAGGAUCAUCCAGUUUGGAAAAAUCAGCAAUUCUGGGAGGACGCCUUCUACCAUGAUGUGCAAAAUUUUAUCAAAGAGCUUUACCUACCACGACAUAGUAUAGUGGAAAAAUCGGCCUACAGCAGCUGGUCUACGGUGGAUAAUGGGUUAACGCAUUCAACGUCACGCGAUAAAAUGGACCGAGCUACGCUGCUUUCCAGGGUACAGGAACCUUCAGCACUGGAAAUCGCAGCCGAUCAGAUGCGUAUUUGGCCGUCGGUUGAUGCCGAGAAACAAUUGGAACUAAUCAGUUCCGAGGAGAAAACCCUGUACAGUCAGGCUAUUCAUUACGCUAAUCGGAUGGUAUUUCUGCUGAUCCCUCAGGAUGUAAACACUGGCGGUAGAGUUCAAAAGAUGGAUUCCCACGCAGAUGAUGAUGCGAGUGUUUCGAAUAGCGUCAUCGAGUCGCACAGCCACAGCGAUCACAGUGACGAAGGCUUUGAGGAUAACGAUCCCGGUGAGGUAGGCUCCCAGGUGGCCAAGAUGGUGUGUAAAUUUAUCGAUCGGGUGUGCAAUGAGGGGAACGUUACCGCGGAACAUUUGCGAAAUCUGCACCAGAUGGUGCCCGGUGUAAUACAGAUGCAUAUCGAAACGCUGGAGUCGGUCAAUCGGGAAGCCAAACGAAUUCCUCCCAUUCAGAAGCCUAAGCUGCAGUAUCCAUCCUUGCUGCUGGGUGAGGAAAUCAUUGGAGAGCCCAUGCGAGUGUAUCUGCUAGCGGACGGCCGAGAGGAGAAGGAAGUGGGAAAUUCUAACCUACUGCCAGCAGAAGGAGCCCUAUUUCUAACAAACUACCGUAUCGUGUUCAAGGGAUGGCCUUGCGAUCCGUACUGCUGUGAGCAGAGUAUCGUCAGAGCUUUCCCAAUCUCAUCGCUAACCAAAGAGAAACGUCUUACAGUGAUCUAUUUGCAGCACUUGGAGCAAGUGUUGCAGGAAGGAAUGCAAUUACGAUCCUGCACGUUCCAACUGAUCAAGGUCGCGUUCGACGAGGAAGUGAUGCAGGAAGCGAUUGAAGCAUUCCGAAAGACUGUACAUAAAGUGCGCCAUCCAGAGGAUGAAUUUUCGCAUUUUGCGUUUGCCACAACGCACGGCAUUGCGAAUUCGACUCCACUACAUAAGGUAAAGGAAAAGAAUGCCACUCUUAAAGAUUUCGCUAAAAAGACACUGCUUCGAACGGCAAAGAAAGCAGGAUUCAAGCAGAAGGGGGCUACGAAGCGGAAGUACAUCCUUCCGGGGGCUGAUUUUGAAGAGACCUAUGGAAGCAGCGCAACGGGAAUCAACGAGAAUCCAGAGGACGAGGACGGCUCCGAUGAGGGAGCAGACACCAUGCCACGCGUAACGGUUAAAGAUGUGGAACGGCUGAAAGAACGAAGCUACGUAAAAGAUUGGCUCCGAGUAGGACUGGGUGAUGUACAAACUGGAUACCGAAUAAGCUCGCUUAAUUGCAAUUAUAGUCUGUGUAGAACCUAUCCCGCAAUGCUGGUAUGUCCCAAAGAUGUUAGCGACGAUGCCCUUCGGAACCUUUCUCGAUGCUACAAACAUCAUCGGAUACCGACAGCCACCUGGAGACACAAAAAUGGAGCAACAUUGCUACGAGGUGCGGUUCCGUUGGCCAAGGGUGUUAUGGGAAUGCUCAAGGGACACCCCGGAUCUUCCAAUACCUCAGCAGACUCGGCCAGCUUUCAAGAGCAAGAUCGUUAUUUUGUAUCGGUAAUUAAAACCACACCUCAUACUCGAACAAUCCGACACAAUUGGGGUAUGUCCGAUUCAAACAGCUCGCUUGAUUCCCUAACGCAAGCGGCAAAUCUUAUGACCCGCUCCGAUAUGUCAACCCUAACACCGGACGUUGGCCGUAAAAGCAACAAAAGCAAUGGGCUGUAUUCGAUAAACAAUUCAUCGUUUUCCAGCUUCGGAGCAAUCCGACCAAACACCAAAACCAACAAAUGGGGCUCUCUAAAACCCAACAGUGGUCAGGCAUCGCGUGACAUUCGAGAUCACUGGGACCAACAGUCUGCACAGAACUACACUUUCCAACGUGUGCCAUUAUACUUCCUCGGUGAAAAGUCGCAGUCCAAGUCAGCCAAGCUGUCCGAGAUGUGGGCCGAGUUCAUACCCGUAGAUUAUACUGACGUGCGGCACUCGCGAAACGCUUUCAAAAAACUUAUGCGAGCCUGUUUACCAUCCUGCGUUAGUACCGAGCCCGAUCAGACUUUCUCACGGCUGCUGGAGCAAUCGGAAUGGCUCCAGCAGAUACGUGGUCUCCUGCAACUGUCAGGUGCCGUAGUAGAUCUGAUGGAUCUCCAGGAAUCCAGUGUCACCCUAGCGCUUGAAGAUGGUUGGGAUGUGACGGCGCAGAUUUCCAGCUUGGCUCAACUUUGUUUAGAUCCGUACUAUCGUACCAUUGAGGGUUUCCGCGUGUUGAUCGAGAAAGAAUGGCUUGCGUUCGGCCAUCGUUUCGGUCAUCGAAGCAAUCUCAAACCGAACAGCAGCUCUGGCUCUCCGUUUGCGCCGACGUUUCUGCAAUUUUUGGAUGCAGUUCACCAGGUCCAAUCCCAGUUUCCGCUCGCCUUUGAGUUCAAUGAAUUUUACCUACGAUUCCUAGCCUAUCACCAUGUGAGCUGUCGUUUCCGAACGUUUUUGUUCGAUUGUGAACUAGACCGGGUCGAAGCUGGCAUUACCGCAAUAGACGACAAACGCGGAUCUCUUAACUCUCACCACAAACAUGUGGUGGAAACGUUGACCGUUUCGGAUGAUGACAAUAUCUACCCGGGAGGGGUUGGUGGUGGAGUUGGUCGCGGCAAUCAUGCAUCCAACACGCAAAAGUUUGGUCUCUCACUGUUCGAUUAUAUCGAGCGACAGCAUGCCAAGAAUCCAAUCUUUUACAACUUCAUGUACACCCCGGAUCCGGACCGAACAGUACUUCGACCGCAGAGUUCCAUCUCGGUACUGGAGGUGUGGUCCUACUAUCUAGACGAAGAGCUAGCUCAAGGUCCACCGUACGAUCCGGAGCUGGUCUGCAGUGACAAUCUAGAGGAGGAUAGCGAUUAUGUCGGUAGUGGAAGUCUAGUCAAUCGGCAGCCCCGUCGGAAGGUGGUAUCCGUCGGCUACGACAGUCUGAACAAAUACGACGCGGAUGUUUUCUCGCGCCUGCUGGAGGAGUUGAAGAAUGCCGAAGCCGAACGGGGCCUGUUACCGCAAAAGUGGCGCCAAGUGUGGGACAAACUAGAACUUCCCCACUCGGACUCGCUGACCAGGCAUGCUUCGUUCAGUAGCGCCCUGGUUAGGUGUCACGGUCGGCUGUUGCAUAAGAGAUCAACUUUGGAAAUUAUCAUGCGCGGUCGCCAAGUCGGUUAUCAUCAGGAGAACUUCCUGCAUCCACAUCGAUUCGAGAAGCAUGCCUACUCGGCUCCGAUCAACUGUAACCACUGCGGCAACGUUCUUUGGGGACCUUUGCUUAACGGAUUACGGUGUGUCGACUGUGGUAACACCUACCACGAAAAGUGCGCCGAAUCAGUACCGAAAAACUGCACCAAGUACAAGGCAGUCGAGGGCAACCCGCCAACGUUAGCCCGCAAUCAGAGCGACAACUGUAGUGUCUCAUCCAGUGUAAAUACGACCAACCCCACCAACCAGCACUAUUACGACCAGUACAGCAGCAAUGUACCGGACGAUAGAACUCAUGAAGGAUAUUUGUACAAACGAGGUGCGAUACUGAAGAACUGGAAACAGCGGUGGUUCGUGCUGGAUUCUCACAAGCAUCAGCUGCGAUAUUACGAUGCUAUGGAGGAUUGUAACUGUAAAGGGUUUAUAGAUCUGGCUGAAGUGCAGUCCGUAGCACAGGCACCUAUGCAGGCGGCACCGGUACCCUCUAAGAAGAUUGACGAGAAGGCAUUCUUUGAUCUGAAGACGAGUCGACGCACGUACAACUUCUACGCGGCGGAUGCAUCCAGCGCCCAGGGUUGGAUCGAGAAGAUACAGGCCUGCCUGCAGUAGGGUCCACAGUCUCACUGUCUCGAAAAUACAAACAACACAUUCACAUUCAGCAUCAGCAAGAUAACUUUGAAUUUCCCAACGGAUUUCGAUCGACACAUACUCAUCGAUAGUACAUGUACGUCUAGGUAGGUACGCAGUAGUAGUUAAAUAUGCAUUCAACCAGCAGCAGCAAAAGCAGUAGAUAAUCGACUUUCAAUUGCUUUGCUUAAGGGGGGACCCUACUCUAGAAGGUCGAAAAAUCAUGAAUUUUCAUAUUUUUUUUUUGGCUGUCUAGAGUAAAGUGAAGUGUUUGGAUAUUUUGGCUAUUGAUUAAGGUAUAUUUGAAGAUGUAUUUUCCAUGUCGUGAAUGUAAAUAUAGUGAGUAUUACACUGUUGGCAGCUGGGAACGUGGAUGCUCUCUCUAAAUCAGUACCUAACUGGUGGUAAAUUUUUCUCAGCUUCUAGUAAACCGGUUGGGCUGAAAUUUUUUUUCAGUAUAUAGAAACAUAUUAUCUAUCUUGUUACGUAGCCGUUUUUGAAAAUUCCUAAAAUUGCCAAAAUGGCGGCCAUUUUAGUAAAAAAAUUGUUUUUUUUUCAUGAAAAAUCACUAUUUAAAAAAUCAUAAAACAUUGAAAAACUCAGAUAUCAAAAAACGGCUACGUAAUAAGUUAGAUAAUCCAUUUUACAUGUUAAAAAAAAAUCAGCAAAAUCGGUUCAGUAGAUGCUGAGAAAAACUUACCACCAGUUGAAAAAACAUGGUUCCGAGAAAAACACUGCCAAUAGCGUAAUACUCACUAUAUUUGCACCCACGGUACAUAAAAUACAUCUUCAAAUAUACCUUAAUCCAUAGCCAAAAUGCCCAAACACCUCACCUUUCUCUAAACAUCCGAAAAAAAUAUCACGAAAAUUCAUUAUUUUUCAACUUUCCAGAGUAGGGUCCCCCCUUAAUUCGGAGAAAUGCGCGUGCAAUUGGAUUAGGAGUGGAGAUGAAAUUUCAUAUCAGUGCAUGAACGCCGUGCACGCGGAAAGACGGGCUUUAGUUGUUAUAGCAAGUAGGAUAACGCAAACUCGAAUGGAAAAACCACGAUCAGCAAACGAUGGUUAGAAAAUCAAAACGAAAAAUGCAAGUAUUCAUCCGUGCACACGUGUCAUUCUAUUGUUUCGCAUUUUUCUUGUGUAUAUUCUUCGGUACAAUGCUGGUAGGUAUCAAACAUGUAAACAUAUACAUAUAAGGACGAUGAAAAAAAUGUGUCAUAAGAAAAAAACAGAGAUAAUGUUACUAGAUUCAUUCAUGCGGUUUCCCUUUAUUUUCCGCGGGAAAUCAUCUACACCAAAAGAUUGUUGUUUUCAUCUUCAUUAUCGUGCAUUUAUUUCUAAUCGAGCGAUUGCAGAGCAUUCUUUCAAAAAGAAAACUGCUGCCACCGUUCAUAUAUCAUACUAUAUAUCAUCAAAGCUGCAACUUGUAUUAUAUGAAUAUUUUACUCUCUAUUCGUUUCUAAGUGUUGAAUCGUUUCAAGUUCGGUUAGACGUUAGGGUUAACAGAAACAGCUCAAAUAUAUUAAAACACCUGAACGUGAGGCACCCUCUCGGCAUUGCAAGAAUUUCAACCAUCGCGUUUAAAUAGAAUAACCAAACUUCAUACUGCUAACUAGGUGCCUGAAGUUUCGAUUUCCUCCGUUCGGCUUCCAACCGGAAAACCUCCAUGUGAUAUGCUGCUUUAUAUUGUUUAGCUUUUACUUUAUGCUAGUUUAAAAAGAAAACCGUACGAUAUAAUGAAAAUAGCUGGUCGCAGUGCCGUGUUAGUUUGCUUCUUAUCUCUUUUUUGUUCAACCAUACGUUGAAGACACCAGUUGAGAACCACUCACCUCCAGCUUAUCAGUGAAGCAAGGGACCAUUCCUGUGUAAGCACACUAACUGUUUCGUUUCCAGUAACUGUCUUCCCAGCGUUUUACUCAAUUUUCUUCCAGUGUGUACUGUUAUAGUAUUUCAGUAGAUUUCACUCAACGUCUCUGUGAGUAGAGCUCUGAGAUAUACCCGCGUUGAACUCAACUGUACUGUAACAUAAAACUAGCGUCGAGCGAAAGCAAACAACCUCCAAAACUGGUAGGGUCGUAGAAAAAAAUCAACCGAUACUUCGGAAACGUAGCAAAAAAUAAAAAACUAAACACUAUUCGAUAUUAUCAGUGGAUAUUAUCUCAGCAUCCUGUACAAAUUUUCAAACCACUAGAUCUUAAUAGGUAUGUCAUUAUAAUCCAGCGAUUAAGAGGUAAAACGCAUGGAACAAACGUGAAUGAAAAGCAUAAGUGUCUAUAGGUCAAUACUAUUACUAUUGUGACUAUUAUAUAUGAAAUUCUAUAUACAGCAAA